Molecule: messenger RNA, 1611 nt
Organism: Pogona vitticeps (central bearded dragon)
Lineage: Eukaryota; Metazoa; Chordata; Lepidosauria; Squamata; Agamidae
Gene: RRP9
Product: ribosomal RNA processing 9, U3 small nucleolar RNA binding protein
Cellular component (GO): small-subunit processome
Molecular function (GO): U3 snoRNA binding; protein binding
Source: RefSeq, a predicted model, not a curated record
CCUAUGGGAAGGUGCCCGAGGGGUGGGUCUUACAGCCACGUGUAAGGACUGUUCUCUGGUGGGGUUGCAGACCCGGUAACGGGAUGGCGGCUGCAGGAGGGAAGAGGAAGCAGCCCAAGCCGAGAGGGGCUUCAGCCGCGGCCGCGAGUGCUGGGAGGAAGAAGCGAAAGCUUCAGGUUACAGAGGAGAAAGCUUGGCAGAAAGCUGGCUCCAAGCUGAAUGAGGAGAUCUCCAGUGAUUCUGAACCAGAUAGUCCAACCAAGAAAAAGAACAAUGAAGCAGAAGAUGAGAUUGAGGAAACGCCACAAGAGAAGAAACUAAGGUUAGCAAAGUUAUACCUGGAGCAGCUUCGACAGCAAGAAGAAGAAAAGGCUGAAGAAGAAGCUUUUGAGAGGGAUUUGGUUGCUGGCCGAUUGAAGGAAGAUGUGCUUGAACAGAAAGGAAAACUGCAGCGACAAAUUGCCAAAACUCUGCAGGCUCCAGAAGCAUCUGAAAUCAGAGUGCUACAAGGUCACCGGCUACCUAUUACGUGUUUGGUCAUCUCACCAGACGAUAAAUAUGUUUUCUCUGCAGCCAAAGACUGUUCUAUCAUCAAAUGGGAUGUGGAGAGCGGAAAGAAGUUGCAUGUGAUCCAUGGAGGAAAGAAGGGGACAGAGGACAGUCACGUUAGCCACUCAGCACACAUUCUUUCAAUGGCUAUAUCAUCAGAUGGCAAAUACCUGGCUACAGGGGAUAGAAACAAGCUCAUUAUGAUCUGGGAAGCUGCAACAUGCCAGCAUCUGUAUAGGUUCACAGGCCAUCGUGAUGCUGUGUCGGGUUUAUCUUUCCGGAAGGGCACACAUCAGCUGUACAGUGCUUCCCAUGAUCGUUCAGUCAAAGUGUGGAACGUGGCUGAGAACGCCUAUGUGGAGACCUUGUUUGGACAUCAAGAUGUGAUCACGGGACUAGACAGCCUCAGCCGGGAGUGUUGUGUUACAUCCGGCGGGAGGGAUGGCACGGUCAGAGUCUGGAAGAUCCCUGAAGAAUCGCAGCUGGUCUUCUAUGGGCACCAGGGCUCUAUCGAUUGUGUCCAGCUGAUCAAUGAGGAGCAUAUGGUGUCUGGUGCAGAUGAUGGCUCAGUAGCCCUCUGGGGUCUCUCGAAGAAGAAACCACUCGCCACAGUGAAGAAAGCCCAUAGCCUGCAUGGCAUGCAGGGCCUAGAACAGCCCUAUUGGAUCUCUUCUGUUGCUGCCUUGCUGAACAGUGACCUCGUAGCCACAGGUGCCUCAUGCUGUUCCCAUAAUGCCAGUGUGAAACUGUGGAAGUGUGGAGAAGGAUUCCGAAGGCUGGAGCCACUCUUUGAAAUUCCCUUGGUUGGCUUUGUUAAUAGCUUGAAAUUCUCAAAUUCUGGAAACUUCUUGGUUGCUGGAGUUGGACAAGAACAUAGGUUGGGCCGUUGGUGGAGGAUCAAGGAGGCCAAGAACAGCAUCUGCAUUAUCCCGCUAAAGAAGACUACAGCAAGCAACACAGUGAUAUCUGGCGAAGGCUCCUAAUACUAUUUUUCUGCAAAUAAUUUGGAGGAAUCCUUUCAAAUUAAUCUGUACAUUAAAACUGCCCUUUGUAUUUGUAAAA